CGCAAAGAGCCACCCUUCAAGGCGCCGAGGGCAGGACGGCAGGGACCGCCUCUGCAAAGGGAGCCGGGGCACAACCCUGAGGCAGGCGGGUGAGUCGGCCCCCAACCCCGCCCCAGGCUCCGCCACGAGCUGCCCGUCCCGCCGAGAGGCGAGCCUUCGCCUGACCGAGGGAGGAGCUCGCCUGCAGUCCUCGCUAAAGAUGGCGCCGGGGCAGAGGAGCGCUCCCCGCCUCCCGGCGCCGGGCGGUGGCGGCGCCGUCGCGGGGCUAUGACGUCGGCGAGCCGAACGGAGGGAGGCCGGGGAUUCCCCGUUUUGUUGUCCUGGGGCCCGGCGGGAUGGGAGACUGGAGCGUGGGGCGGCGAGGCCGGCGCUGAUGGCGGCUCGCUGGGCAGCCCGCGGCUCCCAGCCGGGGCCGGAGGUGGAUGAGUUCACCGUCCCUGCGGAGAAGAGCCGCCUUCUGGAAGGGAACCGGGGCCGCAUCGAGGGCUUAUUCGAGGUGCGGCUAGCCGUGCCCGGGGCACAGGGGGACUGGCAGCCCGCCAUCCCGCCGCCCGGCCCGCCGCCCGCCGCUGCCAGGAUCUGGGUGCAGCUGGUGGGCGGGGGGAAGGCCGUGCGCAGCGCCAAGGAGUAUAUUAAGGGACUCUGUGAACCUGAACUAGAAGAAAAGGAGUACUAUCCAAAGGAUAUGCACUGCAUCUUUGUUGGUGCACAGAGCCUGUUUCUCAACAGUCUUAUUCAAGAUACCUGUGCUGAUAUAACAGUGCUGGAAAUAGGAUUGCUCAGUAUAAAGGGGGGCGCAGAGGCUGUUGUUAUGGCUCAAAGUCAUGUUCAGCAGUUUGUGAAGCUUUUUGAGAAUAAUGAAAGUUUAUUAAGUGACAAUGAAUCAGAGAUCAAAAAGCAAUUCAGACAAUUUGUGGAAGCACAUGCAGAUAAAUAUACAAUGGAUUUACUGAUUUUGCCUAGCUCACUAAAAAGAGAACUGCUAGCUCUCGCACAAACUGAAUGUUGUGAAGUAGAGAGCGAUGUCAUAGAUCUUACAGGUUCUGAAAGCCCAACUGAGCUUUUACAAAAUAAAUCCUCCAAAGUAAUCGCUACAAGCAGAGAUGGUAGAGCAGUUAGUGAGGAAGCAAGAAACAAUGCCGGGACACCUGUAACUGAGCUUACAAAGCAAAUGGACACUGUGUUUUCUGAUGCUCCUGAAACAAGUUUUGUUCCCGUAAACAUUGUGCCUCUGUUAGAGGCAAUGGUGCCUAAAGAAAGGCAGUCAUGUAAAAGAAGAUCUUCUGAUGGUGAGGAAAGGCUCCCUAAAAAGCAGUUCUCUUUGGAAAGUGAUCAGGCAGUGAAAUGUGCUCCACACAGUAAUCCUUCAGACAGCGACACAGUUAUUGAUCUGUUUUCAGAGAGCUGCAGUGAAUCAGAUGAUCCCAGUUAUUGCCUUAAAGAAGGUGAUGAUAUCAGUGAGGAAAUGGAAUACAAGAUUCUUGUGAACUUCUUCAGAACAAUGGGAUAUUCCCAAAAUAUUGUAGAAAAAGUUAUUGGUAUCCUAGGACAAUCUGUGGAACCAUUAAUAUUGCUAGAAGAAAUUGAAAAGGAAAAUCUAAAAGUUCAAAAAGAACAUGAACAGUCAUCUCAAAAGCCUAGAACUAUCAAUCCUCCUUUAGGAAGUAAUGCAAAUAAUUCACAAAAGCUAGAAGAAAAAGUCAUUUCUAGCAAUAAAAGUCCUCUUAAAUCCAGUCAUACUUCAAAGGAGACAAAAAAUGAAUAUCACAAAGUAAGAGAUUCACCAAGCACGCAAGCUGAUGCCAAAGAUAAAAUGCAUAUGUCAGUAUGCAAGCCUGCUUCUCCUUCCAGUAAAAAUUCAGCUAUAUGCUCUGAACAAAGAGACAUUUAUUGCCGUGGUAAGAAUCACAGUUCAAGGUCUAGUGAUAUAGAAACUGAUGGUGGUGUAACUUUCGGCACUAUACAAGCUGGAGCUCUAAAAGAUGUUGAUUUUGUAGCCAGAGGGAGCUCAGAUGUGCAGCGUAUCUCAGCGAAGACUAAAACUGCAGUUCAGCAAAAAUCUGCAGGGCCCUCAACUGUACAGAAUAGCCAUCCUGGUUUUGAGGACCGACUAGGACACUGCAGCUCCUCUUCUCAAGUGAGAUCUCUCAACCAAUGCCUUCUCCAAACCUCAAAUUCUGAAAAUCCUGUUCCAGACCAGGUAUCGCCUUCACAAAUACAUCCUUCAGAUUCUGACAGAGAGACAGUGGGACCACACAGAUGUCAUCCUGAUCCUUCAGUUACCGGAGUUCAAAGAUUUUUGGAAUCUCUGAAAAAGCCAUACAGACUGGAGUUGAAAAAUGAACCUGGGAAACCAUAUUUAAAGCAUAUCAUUAUUGAUGGAAGCAAUGUUGCAAUUUCUCAUGGUCUAAGGAAAUUCUUCUCCUGUCGAGGAAUUGCAAUAGCUGUUGACUACUUUUGGAAACGUGGCCACAGAAAUAUUACCGUAUUCGUUCCACAGUGGAGAACAAGACGUGAUCCUUACAUUACAGAGCAGGAUUUCUUAACACAGCUCCAGGAUGUUGGAAUAUUGUCUUUAACCCCUGCCAGGAUGGUGUUAGGAGCAAGAAUUGCUGCUCAUGAUGACAGGUUUUUAUUACAUCUUGCUGAUAAAACUGGAGGUGUUAUUGUGACUAAUGAUAACUUCAGAGAAUUUGUGACAGAAUCACUUUCCUGGAGAGAAAUUAUUCAAAAAAGGUUGCUCCAAUACACUUUUGCUGGUGACAUAUUUAUGGUUCCUGAUGAUCCUUUGGGAAGAAAUGGACCUAGAUUAGAUGACUUCCUUCGAAGUGAUGGUUGUUCUAGAGAUUUUCGAUCAGCACAAAAGGCCUUACAGAGCAGUGGACAAUAUUCUUCUGAGACACCUUUCUUCGUGUCAGUCGCUAAACCAACCAGUAGCAGUCGCCAGCCUAAAAACGGAGUAUCUGGUGAUCGUUCAUCAACAUGGCUUCCACUGGAAACAAACAUACAGGCUUGUCUAGCAAAUCCACCACAGAGAUCUGCCUCAGAAACAUUACAGCUAAGAGAAGCCCUGAUAAAAAUUUUUCCUGAUUAUGAGCAAAGACAGAAGAUUGAUCAAAUACUAGCUGCUCAUCCAUUCAUGAGAGAUCUUAAUGCACUGUCUGCCAUGGUGCUUGACUGAAUAUUAUGCAGGGUUUUUAUAUCACAACUGAUCUGACUAACUUUGAAUAUCAAUGUGAAGAAAAAUGUUGCUUUGUUAUGUUACUUUAUGAAUAUUCAGAACCUAAUUUUAUUUGUAUAAACAAAUAUAUUUUUUGUGUAUGUUCUGUUGCUAAUAGAUGCCAGUUUUUGGUAAAUUAAAAACUGCUGCUACUACAGAUUUGUAGUAAUAUUUUCUAUGAAAAAAAAAUCUUCCGCUUCACUUGAAUUGCUUAUUAAAGCAGUAGCAGUUCUAAAGAACUGUUAUCACUUUAAA
Molecule: messenger RNA, 3475 nt
Organism: Phalacrocorax carbo (great cormorant)
Lineage: Eukaryota; Metazoa; Chordata; Aves; Suliformes; Phalacrocoracidae
Source: RefSeq, a predicted model, not a curated record